GUUCUGGUCAAUGACUGGAGUAUUGCUCUGACACACGACCGCCUGUUCAUCCUUGCCAUGAUGCACUCAACUCGCACCCUCUCUCUGUCGGCCAUAGCGCUGUACCUGGCAAACUCGGCGAGCGCGCAGACAGCAGCGUCGGCGUUGGCGUCGGCGUUGUCUCUCACGACGAGCACCUCGCUGCCGUUCCCAACCGCGACCCUCGGCGCCUCCGACGCCAACACCUUCAUCGUUCAAGGCUGGUCCUUGAGCAAAGGACGCAUCCAGAACGGCGCAGACCGAAUAGCGUUCGUCAACGAUCCCUUUACGUCUUCCAUCACUGCGUCGGCGUCUGGCACGGUCACCACAUCCAGUACACCCUCGGGUCCGCAAAUAAUCUCCGCCUCAGGCGUGACCGUGAUCACCUCAGCGGUCUCGCCUGCAGCCACCCCAACGUCUACCGGACCAGUGCUCAAGGUCACAUACCCGGCCAAUGCGUUUGGUUCGAAUUCGUCCGGCAUGCAGCUGGAGAACCUAUGGAACACAUCCGACGGGUCCGCUUUCGACAGCAUGGUGCUCUCGUACGAGGUCGCAUUCGACCAGGGCUUCGAGUUCGUCAAGGGCGGGAAAAUGGCUGGUUUAAGGGGAGGACAGAACCACACGGGAUGCAGUGGAGGCAACAAGCCUAACGGGACCGACUGCUUCAGCACGAGAACGAUGUGGAGGAAAGGGGGUGCCGGAGAGGUGUAUGCGUACAUUCCGACGCCAAACGGGCUCUGCAAAGACGACGACAUCAUUUGCAAUUCCGACUUCGGGACGAGCAUUCAUCGAGGAUCGUUCAGCUUCUUGGCUGGAGAGUGGAACCGAAUCACUCUGGUCGUUCAGAUGAACGAUCCUGUAGACACCGCGAACGGAAAUGUCGAGCUCUACUACAACGACGUGAAGGCGUUCCAGCAAGACAACCUUCAGCUUCGCGCUAGCAAAUCUGUCAAUAUCAAUGGACUCUACUUAUCUACAUUCUAUGGUGGAUCUGACUCUUCCUGGGCGCCAUCGUCCGAAAUGCACACCUACUUCCGUAACUUCCAGAUGUGGGGCGGAUCCUCAGCAUCCAACCUAACUGGCGCACACGUCAGUGCAAGCAUCUCGAGCAGAUCUACCGUCAGCCUCGCGUCGUUAAUGGUGGCUGGUCUGGCUUCGAUCAUAGCAAUGGCAUGGGUAUGAGGACGAUCUUCAGCUCACGUUUUUGAUGGAUUAGUUCUCUCUGUGAUUGUAGACAUGUUUAUGAUACCCACCAAGGACCUAUUUACCGGACAGCUAGCGGAGGCUGGCACAGAAAUCUGGAUAUCAAUGUAACAACCACAUGAUCGUUCG
Molecule: messenger RNA, 1350 nt
Organism: Punctularia strigosozonata HHB-11173 SS5
Lineage: Eukaryota; Fungi; Basidiomycota; Agaricomycetes; Corticiales; Punctulariaceae
Exons: 4
Coding region: 58-1200 (380 amino acids)
Source: RefSeq, a predicted model, not a curated record